GAUAAUGAAGAUCGCCAAAUCGGCCCCUGAGGUGGUUUUAUGUGAGCCUCCAGAAAUCUUCAACGUUGACUACUUUUUCAACAAGGGGUUGUUGUACAUGCAUGCGAAGGAGGUUUGUUUCUACGAAGUUAGCAGGGUGGAGCUCCAGGUCAAGCAAGAACCGGACGUUGUUGAGUCCCAAACUACUGUUGAAGUUGAGGCGAUGAGGAAGGAGGUGGCAGAAAUGAGGACGGGAGUCAGAGAAGAAAUGGCGGCCCUACGGGGUAGUGUGAAUGAAUUGGUGGGGAUGUCGUCAGCCCACAGCGGUCAGAUGAAGGAGGCUGUCCAGUUAAUGAUGAUGAUGACAAAAUGGAUAAAGGAGAACUUCUCCGAGCCCCAGGCAAAACUGACUACUAGACCCAGCAAGGUGUCCACCCAGCCAGGGCCAGGGAAUUCGACUCCCCAGCAUCCCCCACCCGCGUCUAAACCCUUGUUAGCCCCGUCGGCAUCAAAGACCCUGACUGUGAAGCGGACAUUGACCAAGCAACCGAGUGAGGAAGUGAAGGAGAAGCCGGAUUCGCCGGCGAGAAAGAAAGCAAAGGUGACCCGACCUUACGUACCGCACCAGUCUGGCUCACGCGGGGGCCAGACUCUGAAUUGAAUCCCCCAUGAACAACCACAUGUGCAGAAGAAUUCGC
Messenger RNA from Salvia splendens (bonfire salvia), 677 nucleotides. RefSeq lists its product as uncharacterized. Lineage: Eukaryota; Viridiplantae; Streptophyta; Magnoliopsida; Lamiales; Lamiaceae. The transcript is spliced from 2 exons. Bases 5 to 640 code for a protein of 211 amino acids. The record is from RefSeq and is a predicted model, not a curated record.